AUGCAAAUCGGACAGGAAAAAGACCAGGAGGAUAGCAGCGACUACGGAUCCGACUUUACGCCCGACGAGGAGGUGCUGUUAACCCAGCUGCUUGAACGCGCGGACCACCACCAGCAGACCCAACCUGCGACUCCUCCCCGACAAACAACUCUAGCUGAUUCGGCGGCGGCGCAGCUGAGUGAUCUCAAGGAACCUCUGCUGGUCACCGAUAUUGAAGAUAAUGAGAUACCCCAUUCUGCGCGUAUCCCAAAGGUGCUGGGUCGCGAGACAUGGAGUCCUGCGGCCAAGCGGCGGCAGCAGCAACAGCAGCAGCAACUACAACAUUCAAAACUGCUAUCGAGUCCUUCAAAGGCUCCAGAGCACGAGCUCCCUCCGAUCAGUGUUGAACACCCGACAUCCACAGAAGGCAGACAUCGUGACCUAGAGAGACAGCAGACGCGGGAAAAACAGUGGACGGCGGAAGAACAGGCCAAGACAGUUACGCAGAUAACUCAAAAUAAUCCCGCCGAGAAAACGCCCCUGCAGCGAUUUCGCAAACCGCCGAACAAGGCCCUCUCGGUCUCGGACUUGAUCGCCCCGGCCUGGUGCGAGUUGCAGUACUGGUACACCCUUACAAAAUUUGGACGGAAACGGAGGACGCCAGCAAUGAAACAGGGCACCGCUGUGCACAAAGUCCUGGAGGAAGAGGUGCACGUCACAGUGCCCGUCGAGAUCACGACCAAGGAGGAUGGCUGGGCGCUGAGGAUAUGGAAUAUCAUCCAGGGUCUUCGAACCCUCCGCGAAUAUGGCAUGACUCGAGAACUGGAGAUUUGGGGAUGCAUCGAUGGUGAGAUCGUGACGGGCAUUAUUGAUCAGCUCUCUUAUAUCUGCCCGGACUCGGAAUUGGAGGCAUCUGCCGAUGUAUUCUAUGCAGACGCGGAUGCGGCGAAGGCGGCUUUGCCGGAAUAUCAAAUGUCCAUCACGGACUACCUUUUGUCGCCGUCUCGGGGUGGGAAGAGAUUAGAUGACAUGGGGUGGAGCCAAGUCGUUGAACCUGUGGAAAAAGAGGAUGAAGAACCGACCGAUCUCGAGUCCUCAUAUGUCGACGUUCCGAGAAUCUACCUCACAGACAUCAAAACGCGUGCCAGUCGAUCAGUCCCAACAGUCUCCAGCACCUCUUUUCGCCCAACACACCUGCAGUUGCAGCUAUACUACCACAUGCUCAACCGGCUGGUGACGAGCGACGACGUGACGAUCGAAACAAUAGCCCAGCGUUACGACUUGGACACGGAGCGCGUAUUUACCGAUGGAUUUCUUGCCGAAGUUGGAGGACUGAAUGAUCAAUUUUUCGACGCUUUGUCUUCGCAAGAGUCAGACCCGGAUUAUGUGCCUGGCGCAAGCCAGGAUUCAAUGAGCAUUUUGCUUUCCCAUAAUAAUCUAGCUAGCCUCUGGAAGCUAAUGAAACGACAACUUCGCUACACGUUCCUCCCCGCCAAGGAAAAUCAAAACAUCGCCCCCUCUGUACCUGCGCAGUCGCAGCCAAAGUUCCUCGAGUCUUAUCCCACGGUGAUUUCCCCAGUUCUGACGGCCAAAUACCUUUCUUCGACGCAAGCAGAGGAUGGCGUACCGACUGAGCUGGGCAGCCGUUCUUUUCUCUUUGACCCGUCCGACCUAACAUCUUACUCGUCCGACCAGUUGAACUGGUGGCGAGGCGAACGCGCGCCGCGCGGAGUCGAGGUGACAGAUGCUUGGAAAUGUCGAAUCUGUGAGUUCCGCGACGAAUGCGACUGGCGCAAGAGCAAAGAGCGUGAGCUGGCUACGCGGCGAAGACGAUUGCAGAAGACUAGCAUAGAUACGCUGGGUGCAGCGUGA
Molecule: messenger RNA, 1851 nt
Organism: Talaromyces rugulosus
Lineage: Eukaryota; Fungi; Ascomycota; Eurotiomycetes; Eurotiales; Trichocomaceae
Exons: 2
Coding region: 1-1851 (616 amino acids)
Biological process (GO): interstrand cross-link repair
Cellular component (GO): mitochondrion; nucleus
Molecular function (GO): single-stranded DNA 5'-3' DNA exonuclease activity
Source: RefSeq, a predicted model, not a curated record